Molecule: messenger RNA, 3066 nt
Organism: Triplophysa rosa
Lineage: Eukaryota; Metazoa; Chordata; Actinopteri; Cypriniformes; Nemacheilidae
Exons: 9
Coding region: 88-1791 (567 amino acids)
Source: RefSeq, a predicted model, not a curated record
AGAGAUCACGUGACAUGCUCUGACUGGUACAGUGCGCCUGUAUCACUGAUCUCAGACCGUCUGAGAGCACCUCAGAGAAACAUCAUCAUGAAGAAUCUCUUAAUACUCUUCUGUUCUUUGCUUCUGAGCGGUGUGUUUGGUGAAACAGAUGACGGUAAUAUGUCAGUGAAAGAGGGAGAUUCUGUCACUCUAAAGAUUAAACCUCAGGAUAUAAACAGAGCUGAAGAUCUGAGGUGGAGGUUCAACGACACAAUUAUAGCAAAGAUUGAUUUAGAGGGGAAAGAUAAACCACCAGUAUACCCUGAUGAGAAGAGAUUCAGAGACAGACUGAAGCUGGAGCGUGAGAAUGGAUCUCUCACCAUCACACACAUCACAUCUGAACACUCUGGAGUUUAUCAGCUGGAGAUCAGAAGAAGUCAAUCUACAUACAAGACAUUCAGAGUUUCUGUCAUUGAUAUAGUGACGUCAGUGCUAGUGAUGGAUGGAGAAAAUGUUAUUCUACACACUCAUCAAAAGACAGAUGAUGUUAAGUGGAUGUUCAAUGGCGCUGAUUUAACUGGACAUAUCAACUCGAGUUUCACGAACAGUGAAGUGAAUCCUCAGACUGGAGACCUGAACAUCUCAAACAUCAGACGCAAUCAGUCUGGAAAAUAUGAAGUGAGGAUCAACGGCAGUAGUUUCACCUUACACCGAACAUACGGCAUCAAUGUCAGUGAUAAAAUGAACACAGUGUCAGUGAUGGAGGGAGAUUCUUUCACUCUAACUGGUGUUACUGAUGGAAAGAUAGAUGAUGUGAAAUGGAAGUUCAAUGGCGAUGUCAUUGCUGAUUUAACUGGACAUAUCAACUCGAGUUUCACGAACAGUAAAGUGAAUCAUCAGACCGGAGACCUGAACAUCUCAAACAUCAGACGCAAUCAGACUGGAAAAUAUGAAGUGAGGAUCAACGGCAGUAGUUUCACCUUACACCGAACAUACGGCGUCAAUGUCAGUGUUGAACCAGAGUCAGUGUCAGGGAAUGUGGGGGCUGACCUCACUCUAUGCCAUAAUUUUACUGACAUACAGAGAGAUGAUGUGAUACAGUGGACAUUUGAAGGCACUCUCAUCGCUCAUUCAAACAGAAAGCCCAAUAUUGUCUCAAAUGAUGAUCGGAGAUUCUCAGACAGACUGCGUCUGGAAUGGGCUGGAUGUCUCAUCAUUAACAACUUCAGAUCUAAAGAUUCAGGACUUUAUGAUGUAAACAUCACUGGCAGCAAACACAUCCUUCACAAGAGCUUCAGUGUCACCGGUGUGUUUGGUGAAACAGAUGACGGUAAUAUGUCAGUGAAAGAGGGAGAUUCUGUCACUCUAAAGAUUAAACCUCAGGAUAUAAACAGAGCUGAAGAUCUGAGGUGGAGGUUCAACGACACAAUUAUAGCAAAGAUUGAUUUAGAGGGGAAAGAUAAACCACCAGUAUACCCUGAUGAGAAGAGAUUCAGAGACAGACUGAAGCUGGAGCGUGAGAAUGGAUCUCUCACCAUCACACACAUCACAUCUGAACACUCUGGAGUUUAUCAGCUGGAGAUCAGAAGAAGUCAAUCUACAUACAAGACAUUCAGAGUUUCUGUCAGUGCCAUUACAGAACCCAGUCAGAUGUCACACUGGAUGAUAACUGGUCCAGUAUUGGCUGUGGCAGUGGUCCUGCUGCUGGUGGGGGUUUUAUAUGUAAUAUACAAGCGCUACAAGAAACGUGAUGAAAUGCUUGAAUAUGGGAAAAAAGUCAAAAAGAAGAAAAUGAGACUGCCGUACAUUUGAAGAAUGACAUACAAUGAGGAGACUACAAACAUCAAUAGCUCAUAUAGUCCAUAGAUGAUGACAAAAGUCAUUUCAAAUGCAUCUAAUUUAUACUGCUGAAGGUCUAGUUAAGUUGUUAAUUAUGUUUUGUUUGCUUUUUACAUGCAAAUUAUUAUUGUUUAGAGCAGGGGUUCUCAACCUUUUUGACUCCAAGACCCCCUACUCUAUUCAACAAUAUUCAAAGACUCCCCUCCCGCUCACAAAAACUCAAAAUUUCUACCCAGUAAAAUAUUUCAGAGCUUGACAUUAACUGGAAAAGUUGUUAUUCAAUAUAAAAAUGGACAAAUAAUAAGAAAUAUCUUGGGUUUGUUUUGUUGUUGCUUUAAAAUGCAUUUCAAUGCUCAUCAUUUUGUCUCAUUUUAAAUUAUUAGUCAUCCUGAGGCCCCCUUGAAAGUCAGCUGGCCCCCCCCCGUUGAGAACCACUGGUUUAGAGACUUACACCCGUUUAAUAUAUACUGGAUUUGGUGUUUUUGCACUGUUUGGUAGUGUUUCGCUUUUUCUUGCUGUAUCCUGGAAUCCAAGUGAUAGGAUGAAUUUACCUAAAAUGAUACAGAUAUAUUUUUGUAAAUGUGUAUAUUUAAAGCAUGAUUGAUGUGCUGUUGCUUUAACUCAGCCCAUGAUAUACAUCAACAAUAGACUCAAUGUGUAAAAGAUCAUUACACUGCUGUUCUCUCUCUGUCUCAAGUCUACUUUAUAUGAUCUACUUGUUGAACAGAAACGUUACUGCUCUCUAGUGGACAAACACUGAUAGAUUUGACCAUGUAAGGCAUGUACAUUUAAAAUGCUAAUAACAAAGUCCAUUUAAGUUUCAAUUGAAGGAAAAGUUCCUCAAAUGUUAAUGUCAUUAUUAAUGUCAUCAGGAGUCACACUGAACAUACAGUAGAGCUGUACUGUACACAGAGUUCACUGAGGACUGUUUUGGGUUGAUGUGCUCUCACUUCUCAUUUCAUGAACUUUAUUUUUAUUAACUUUAUUUCCAGUCGACCUCUUCAUGUACAAAUGUUCAACAGUGGUGCUAAUAAAUGAUGGUCCAGUGAUCUGAGUGUAAUGUUGUAAACAACUUCAGCGUAUGACCCCUUCAUCUGUUUAUGAAUGAGUAAAUGACAUUUUGAUCAUUCUAAAGAAGUCAUUUAUGUACAUUUUAAUGAAUGCAUGGUUAUUCAAUUUAUGAAACAUUACUGAUUAUACUUCUAUAAUAGUUUUUUUUAAAUAGCUUAAAACUUUAUAGUAUAACAG